AUGACUCCAUCUGCGCGCAAACGCGGUAGGCCGUCACUGAACCGCGCCUCAUCAUCACCAGAUUAUCCAACCCAGCGAGCGUUACACGCAGCGCAGCGCAUUCAUCAAGCAUGUGGCAUGUGGCCAACUGAGUUCUGCAAAGGUUUUGUACCUGAGACUUGGGGUGUUCGACUUAUCGAGAGCCUUUCUACGUUGGUGUCUCUGGUAGUGGCUGCUGAGAACGUGGAGCUCGACGAGGUGCGCCAUAGAUUGAAGGUUUUCGCUACUAGCCAUCCGCGCUCAGAUCGCCCGCGACUUCGUGAGCUAGAUAUAGCAAAGGUGCGAAAGUGGUUACGUGGGAUGGGGAUUGAUACUAAACAAACACGGCGAUGGAAUGGACGUGCGGAUGAUGAUGAUCGGACUGCGGAUAGUGACGGAACCAAGGCAAACUCUGAACCGGUUGAUGAGAUUAUCGCGCUAGGCUCUCGAGAAGAUCUCAGCAAAUACGGAGGCAAAAAUGAAGAAGAGACUGAAGAAGAUCCUGACUUGACUGUCGAAGAGGAAGAGAGCGUCCCUCAUAAACGAGACCUUUGGUCGCGAAGCAGAGACAUCGGUAAUAUCCAGGAUGAUGAGCCUAUGGAGGAUACCAUGGCGGCCAAUCCUAGGUCUGGGCUCGCUAUAACCAAUGGGCAAUCCAGGGGCAGUCCUGUCGCCUCCAGCUCCGGCUCCAACGCAGCCGAGUCAAGCGCUUGCCCUCGGCACGGCUUUCAACCACCAUCUCGCUUGGUUCAUGAUACCCCCAGAGCUCUAUUCGCCGUCCAGAGGGACCAGAUGAACAAGCUUCGGCAUCUUCUGCUGCUACAACUCCACGGGCUUUUCAAAGCUCGACGCAGCCACGCGAACCACCAAGCUCCCAAACGACGGCGUCUCUCACCUCUGCUUCUCAGAACACCCAGGGUGCUCAACGAUCUGACUCCCGUGUCUUUUCCUGCGACAACCCCACAGGGCACUACGCGCCCUCCGCAACAACCAGACAGCCAGGGAUCAGUAACCGCGGCUCAGAACUCUGUACAGCUUCGCGCACAAUCAUCAGCAUCUCUACCCACCUCCCAGAGCGCGCGACAGCCUGACCAACGAUCAAGUAGCCAGCCAUCAAUGUCCACAACGAGUUCUCAAAGCUCCUCGACUCCUCGCGCACAAGCCAGCUCGCAGCCAGCACUGUCUCGUUGUACCGGCACUACUUCUCAGGCCUCCCAGAGCUUUCAGCAGCAACCGAACCACCGACCAUCGGCGUCUAUCAAUGCGACUCCUCAGGCAUCUCUAUACUCCCACCUAGGAGGCAGUCAACCAUGGACACCUCGUCCCAUCGCCCCUGCUGGGGCUAACAAGCGCCCUGCUCCGUCAUCGCCAGUAAACACAUUUACAUCCACCAACAACUUCAUCAACCGGACAGCGGCGAGCAGUUCAGAAUCACUCACAGCCCCUUCAACCAAAAGUCAAAAGACUGCUGGCAUUCAAUGUCCAAGUUCACAGGUGACUGGGUCAUUGGAUUGGAACGCUCUUCUUCCCACCGGAGACGGAUUCAGAUCAAGCUUGAAGGCCGCUUCGGCUGCCUUAUUUCCUCAUAUCAAGAGCUUCGAAGAACUUUUAACAUCCAUCAAUGACGAACACUGCCGACUCAUCACAGUUGAGCGCAGCCUCAGACUUACAAAGAACGAGCAAGCAAAGGAGCAGGAAAAAGCCCAAGACGCGCUCAAGGAUGUAGAGAAAUCAAUGACCACCGAGAAAAAGUUGCUCAGGGACCUGGAAGAUCUCUACAACAAAUAUGCUGGGGAUAACGAACUUUGCACGUUCCUGGAUAAACGAAGACGAACGGUUCUCGAACAUGAAGAGGUAUAUACCGUAGUCAAAAGCCAACUUGACAAGAGUACUUCUGGGCUUUUCAAAACCGAUAGCAAGAUUGCGUUGGCUACCAAGAGGAUUGGGCAGCUUGAAGCCGAGAAGGCCGAGGUCAUGAAAGAGAAGAUGGGGAUUGAUACGGCGGCGAAACGAUUGAUGAUUAUGUCUCGUUUUAUGGAACCCGGCUGGCAAGCUAGACUGGCUAUGGUUGAGGAGGCUUUGGGAGAAGAAGUUAUGCAGUUUGCAUUUUCAUAG
Messenger RNA from Fusarium poae, 2133 nucleotides. RefSeq lists its product as uncharacterized. NCBI's taxonomy places the organism in Eukaryota, Fungi, Ascomycota, Sordariomycetes, Hypocreales, Nectriaceae. The transcript has 3 exons. The record is from RefSeq and is a predicted model, not a curated record. The coding region runs from base 1 to 2133 and encodes 710 amino acids.